AUGGCACCCAGCAGUUGGCGUGAGGGGCUGCAGGAGCUUGGGGAACGAGUCUUUUCCGACCCCAUGGAGCUGUAUGAGACCUCCCCCUACUUCUACCAGGAACCCCACUUCUAUGACGGGGAGAACUACCUGCCCGUCCACCUCCAGGCCUUCGAGCCGCCAGGCUACGAGCGGGCCGAGCUCAGCCUGAGCCCCGAGGUGCGAGGGCCCCUCGAGGACAAGGGGCUGGGGACCCCCGAGCACUGCCUGGGCCAGUGCCUGCCAUGGGCGUGCAAGGUGUGUAAGAGGAAGUCGGUGUCAGUGGACCGGCGGCGCGCAGCGACGCUGAGGGAGAAGCGCAGGCUCAAGAAGGUGAACGAGGCGUUCGAGGCUCUGAAGAGGAGCACCUUGCCCAACCCCAGCCAGCGGCUGCCCAAGGUGGAGAUCCUGCGCAGCGCCAUCCAGUACAUUGAGCGCCUGCAGGCCCUGCUCAGCUCCCUCCACCAGGAAGAGCGGGACCUCCGCUACCAGGCUGGUGGCGGGCCCCAGCCAGGGGUGCCCAGUGAAUGCAGCUCCCACAGUGCCUCCUGCAGUCCAGAGUGGGGCAGCACCUUGGAGUUUGGCCCCAAUACAGGGGAUCACCUGCUCACAGCUGAUCCUGCAGACACCCACAACCUGCACUCGCUCACCUCCAUUGUGGACAGCAUCACAGUGGAAGACGUCUCUGUGGCCUUCCCGGAUGAAACCAUGCCUAACUGA
Molecule: messenger RNA, 738 nt
Organism: Enhydra lutris kenyoni (northern sea otter)
Lineage: Eukaryota; Metazoa; Chordata; Mammalia; Carnivora; Mustelidae
Product: myogenin
Exons: 3
Coding region: 1-738 (245 amino acids)
Biological process (GO): positive regulation of transcription by RNA polymerase II; positive regulation of myoblast differentiation; muscle organ development
Molecular function (GO): RNA polymerase II cis-regulatory region sequence-specific DNA binding; DNA-binding transcription factor activity, RNA polymerase II-specific; protein dimerization activity
Source: RefSeq, a predicted model, not a curated record